This is a messenger RNA of Paramecium sonneborni, 2926 nucleotides long. The record is from the annotation of a GenBank genome assembly. Lineage: Eukaryota; Ciliophora; Oligohymenophorea; Peniculida; Parameciidae.
AUGACAGAAAUAACGAAGAAUGAAAUCCUGAAGUUUUUAAGUUCAGAGUAGAUGCUAGAAUAAGGAAUAUUAAGGAUGAAAUAAUUAAUAGAAUUAAAAAAUGAAUUAGCUUGUAAAACCAUAUGUUUAGUAUUAUAUGAAAUAUUGAAAGAUUAGAAUUUUGAACCUACAACUAAAUUGUUAGCAAUAAAGGUAUGCAUUAUAAGAAUAAUAUAAAGUUAAGCUAAGAACUAAUGAAUCUUAAAGAUGAAUAAUUUGUAUUUCUUUAUGGAGAAUUUGUUUUAAAUGCCCUUAAACAAUAUGUUGAAUUCAGACCUUAAGAUAGCAAUCCUUUGAAAGGUUAAACUUAUUUUGGUGAAAAUGGCAGUAAUAUUUAAAAUCUAAUAUAGAUUAGGAACUUAAGCAAGUUGGAAUAUAACUUGUGAGUAUGAGUCUAUAGUGCAUUUAGGUUUGGGCUCAAGUCUUUGCUGUAAAUCGAAAAGGACGCCCUUCUGAAUAUUUAGUACUUUAUGGUGAACUUAAAGAGAAAGGUGUUUAAUUACACACAAAAUUUUAAUUUUAAGGUAUGUAAAAUGUAGAUAUUUAUCCCUUGUUUAACGUUUGUUUUCAACCUCUAAAUUAAUAGACUUUUAAGUAAAUUAAAUUUAAAAAUUUAACACCAGAUGAUGCAAUAAGAUUAGCUCAUAAUUAUUUAUAAAAAAAGGAAGAAAUCCAAAUUUACUUAUCUCAAUAUUGUUAAUAUUAGAGAGUCUAUGAAAAUUUUGAUUUAUCAUUAAUAUUAUUCAUAAUUGAAAAGAUUAAUUUUGAUAUUGAAUCAUUAGUUGAUUAAUUGGGAGAUUUCGGCAAAGAAGAUAUAGCAUCAAAAGUGUCAAUGGAAUUAGACAACCUUAAUAUAAUUAAGAAAUUAAUAAUUGCUAUUAUUUCUGAACCAAAUUAUUCUUAAUUUGAUAUAUGGAUUAAAUUAAGAUAGUAGUGUAAAUAACAUUAAGAUACUUCGACUUAGAUUAAUGAAAUAAAGGCUCUAUUAUAAUAGAAAUUUGAUGAAACUCACUAAAAGAAUACAAAUAACAGCCUUAAUAAUGAACUACUUAAAAAAAAAUAACUAUUAGAAUAGAUUGAAAAAUAGAUUGAAUAAAAACAAUAACAAUUAGUCUAACUUAUUGAUUAAUUAUCGUAAUAACAAUAAGCUCAAUUAUCAUCUAAUUCUUCGGAUUCCAAUGUUCUUUCGACAAUAUAAAGAUAGAGUUAAUCUCUUGAAAAUUAAAUAUAAGAACAAAACAACAAAAUUUAAGAAUUUAUCAAUAUGUUGUAAAAUAAAAACCAUGAAUAAAAUAUUUAAAUACAAACUCUGUAGUCUUAAAUCAAUCGAUAAAAAAACGAUUCAUCAAAAAAUCAUAUAAAUUAAGCUUAAACCUAAUAAUUAUAAUUAAAAAUAGAUGAACUAAUAAAUGACUUAGAAAUAAUCACUUUGAAAUAUAAAUUUUAAUGUUAGAUAGAAGAAAUUAAAAUCAAAUAAGAAUUAAUUGUUAAAGAAAAUUAUAACUUAUAAAUUUAAAUUAAUGAAUAAGAUUUAUUAAUAAUUAAGAAUGAUCACAAAAAAGAAUAAAAGGAAAAUGGUGAGUUAAAAUCACAGAUCUAAUAGUUAUAAGAACAGAAUGAAUAAUUGCAAAUUCAAAUCUAAUAGUUAUAAAAACAGAAUGAAUAAUUGCAAAUUCAAAUCUAAUAGUUAUCAAAACAGAAUGAAUAGUUUUUAUUAGAUAAAGAAUAAAUUCAAAAAGAGUAAAAUAAUCAAAAAUUAAAAACUAAUAACAGUAAAGAAAUUAAAAUUAAAAUUUAAGAGGUUUUAGAAGGAAGUCCCAAAUCUCCUAAAAUACCUUCACCCUUAAGCAAUUAAUUUCCAAAUGAAUUAAAAAAAUUUUAACAUUUUCCACAAAAACUAGAUUUAUCAAACUUUUAAGUUUAAUUUAAACCUAAAAUUCCUUUGACUGAGGAUAAAAUAUUAAUGAUUUUUCCUCACUAGAAUCCUCAAGAGUAUUAUGAGCAUAAGAAAAAAACUUAAAAAUUUGGUUAAAUGAUUUAACCUUUUUAAAUAAAGUAAUUAGAUAGGAUAAAUCCUGAGGCUUAAAAAUUUUUUAAAUUAAGUUGUUUGGGAUAGUAAAAUAUUUUAUUUGAAAAUGAUUAACUCAAAAUUUGUUUGGAUCAUAGAACAUAAAUUCUUGAGGAAAAGUUUUAUUAUACUUUUGGUUUAUAUAUAAAUAAUAAAAAAUAACAAACAGAGAAUUUUAAAAUUGAAUUUGAGAAUACUGAAAGUAAAUAAUUUAUUAAAUUUAAGGAUUCAAGUAUUUUUGGUCUUCAUUACAAAGAAAUGAAAAUUCUAUUGGAUCUAAAUCAACAAAAUAAAUUGAAAUUGCAGUUAGAUCAAAUGAUGAUUUACAAACAGACUUUGUUAAAUUAACAAUUUCUAACCUAAAUUAAAAUUUGAAAAUAUAAAUCCCAAUUCAUAUAUGCUAACAAAUUCAAUAUGAAAAUACAAGUUUAAGUAAAUUCGAAACAAAAUGGAAUGAAAUAGUUGAGGAGAAGGCAUUUAUAACUCCUAUAUUUUCAAUAAAUAUGGAAACAUUUAUAAAUAUAGACCAUUUUAUGAAGAAAAUUCCAAAUUUAAUUUUAGAUAACAAUAAAGUGUAGGAUUAUGAUUAAGGAUUUGAUGAUUUAGAAAUUAAAGGCGUAGGUUAAUAUCAACGAUUCUAAUUUUUUAUUAUAGUAAUAAUUGUAAAAUUAUUUUCAGUUUGAAUUAAUCCCCUAGAAUAAAAUGUAAAUUUAGAUCCGUUAUAAUAAGACAUAAAGUGAAGAUUAUUAAUUAAUAUUAAAAAAAAUUGCAAAAGAGUACGCAUUUAUAUUUGGUUAAUUUCAACCAACAACAAAUUGA